GGCGGUGCCUGCUCCGCCCGGCGCGGAGGGAAGGAGGGCGGGCGGCAGGCGGAGGGGCUCGCCCCGCUCCCCAGCGGCCGCCGCUCCUCUCGCCGGGCUCGGGCUUGGCGGCGGGCGGCGCCUCCGCCAGCCCUGCUCUGCCGGGCGCCCCGCGGCCAUGGAGCUCUGCCUGCGCCUGCUCCUGGCCGCCUGCCUCUGCCUCGGGGCGGCCGCCGCGUUUGACAGAAGGUGGCCCAGACAAAUAAUCUCCUCUGCAGGACUGUGUCGGUUUGGAAGUAGAAUCGACUGCUGCUGGGGCUGGGCCCGUUUGUCUUGGGGACAGUGCCAACCUUUCUACGUCUUAAGGCAGAGAAUAGCCAGCCUAAGGUGCCAGCCCAAAGCUAUAUGCCAGCCAGGAUGCAAACAUGGUGAAUGUAUUGGACCAAACAAGUGUAAGUGCCAUCCAGGAUACACUGGAAAAACCUGCAACCAAGAUCUAAAUGAGUGUGGACUAAAGCCCCGGCCGUGCAAACAUCGAUGCAUGAAUACCUACGGCAGCUACAAGUGCUACUGUCUGAAUGGCUACAUGCUCAUGCCAGAUGGAACGUGCUCUAGUGCCCUUACAUGUUCCAUGGCAAACUGUCAGUAUGGCUGUGAUGUGCUGAAAGGGGAAAUACGCUGCCGCUGCCCUUCUCCAGGAUUGCAGCUAGGGCCUGAUGGGAGGACCUGCAUAGAUAUUGAUGAAUGUGCUACUGGGAGAGUUAUCUGUCCCCGAUUUAGGCAUUGCAUCAAUACUUUUGGAAGCUACAUUUGCAGAUGUCAUAAAGGCUUCGAUCUAAUGUAUAUUGGAGGCAAAUACCAAUGCUACGAUAUAGAUGAAUGUUCCCUUGGCCAGCAUCAGUGUGGUGCUUUUUCACGAUGUUACAAUACACAAGGAUCCUACAAAUGCAAAUGUAAAGAAGGGUACAGAGACAAUGGAACAAACUGCAUACUUAUUCCCAAUGUUAUGAUUGAACCACCUGGUCCGUAUCAUAUAUUCAAGGGCAACAGCACAUUUCCUAAGGGAGGCAGUAGUGUAACCAGUAGGAUUCCUGAUGUUGGAGGCACAAGGCAACCCCUCAGACCACCAUAUAUACCUGCUAUUGUUACAGAAAGGCCAGUGGCCAGGCCAACAACUCGACCCACACCCAGGCCAACAACUCGACCCACACCCAGGCCAACCACCAGGUAUGUGCACAUGACGACAAGACCAGUAACAAAGCCAGUGACGAGACCUCCACCUCCAACGCAACCCCAGCCUACAACAUUAAGGCCUACGCUACCACCACAAAGAACUCCUGUGAUGACAACCGGAGAUCCUUCCCAUGUUCCCAUUGAAACUACAUCUUUCCAAGGAACUACAGUUGACAACAGGAUCCAGGUAGAUCCUCAGAAACCCCGAGGAGAUGUGUUCAUUCCACGCCAGCCAGGAGUAAGCAAUAAUCUGUUUGAAAUACUUGAAAUUGAAAGAGGGAUUACUGCUGAUGAGUUUGAAGCAAACGAUGACCCAGGUGUGCUGGUACACAGCUGCAAUUUUGAUAGUGGACUGUGUGGCUGGAUGAAGGACAAAGAUGAUGAUUUGCACUGGGAACCAGUUCAAGAUCCAUCAGGGGGACAGUAUCUUACGGUCUCUGAGCCCAAAGACAAAGACGGAAGAGCAGCGCAUCUCAUCCUGCCGAUGGGUCGCAUGGCUCAGGCCGGGGACUUGUGCCUGUCGUUUAGGCACAAGGUGCCUGCGCUGCAUUCUGGUGCCCUCCACGUCUUCGUGAGGAAAAACGGUGCUCACGGACCAGCUGUUUGGGGAAGAAAUGGUGGCCAUGGCUGGAGACAGACGCACAUAACUUUGCGAGGCUUGGGCAUCAAGAGUAUUGUCUUCAGGGGUGAGAAAGGGAAAGGAAGAACUGGGGAUAUUGGACUAGAUGAUGUCAUCUUGAGGAGAGGACGCUGCUCUGAAGAACACUAGCGAAGACAGUGGACUGGCACAAGUCAUCUCCUCUAGCCCUUCUCAUCCUCUUCCUACCAACCUUCCAAACAAAACUGCAUGAAAAAGAAACAUUUAGAGAGUGACAAUUUCUUGAUGGUCUGCUAAGUGCAUCCCCAGUGAAUCUGGGCUAAAAACAAUGAAGAGCACCUACCAAGAUUCAGGAACUCCAAACCAGUGCUGGGUGUUUCUGUUAGCCUUUGCUCCUAAUCAUAUUUUAUAUGUAGAAACAUCCCCUGUAAAGCCUGAUGAGUGCUCAUACCAAGAAGCACUUGUGAAAAAGGGAGAAUUAAUGCCAAACGUUGUCAAAAGAAAUCUCCAGCUUAUAAAGUUUUAGUAUUAAUAACAUUCAUUAUUUUCUGUACUGCAAUAAAACAGUAGUUUUACUGAUUAUAUUGAUAGACAGUGGGAUUGACCUAGCUUCAUAGCUAGCUCAGAUUAGCUGAGGCCUGGACCUGAACUUUGGCUAUCUUGCUGCCAUUGACUUUUAAAGAAGGGUUUGCUGCAUAUCAAAUAGCAUUUAUUUUGGCAUUGUAUCUGUAUUAACAAAAGCAGUUAUAUAGAGUAGGUACUGCAUCCUGUAAUAUUGCUACUGCUGUUUUGUGUAUAUGUGUAUGGUUAUUAACAUAUUUAUGUUUUUAAUAUUUACAGACUCUAGUUGCAAGGUAAAUGGCAGCUGUGCUUUCUUAUUGUACAAGACAGGAGCUUAUUAUACUCUCUGAUCCCGCUGGUCGUGCCAAUACAUAGGUUACCAAAGUCAGUUAAUGGUGCUCGUUGAAAAACGUUUCCUGACAGUUCCCUUUUGCACAAAAUGCUGGUGCAGUUUUUCAUGUUACAAUGUGCUGAAGGCAAAAAAAGCAAAUCCUCACCUGCUGCAAGCUGGCAUCUGGUCAUGCCGUACAAGUCUGCAUUUAGCUCAGGAGCAAGCCCAAAGGACUCUCAAUCCUGCAAGCAGCUUCCUGCUACGCUGAAGGCUGAGCAGGCCGGAGAAGGUACGCCGCGUCUCAUACGACUGAGCCUGUUGAAACUACGAGGAACGUUCCUUCCGCAGUUUUAUGCCAUUGCCGCCCACCUGAAAAACGUAAGCAAAAAGGCAGCCGUGUUAAUCCGGCAUGAACAAUUUGGACAACAAAAUGCAUUGAGUGAUCUUUGUCAAAUGUCCGUAUUCCAUCCAACUGUUUUGUAUACAGUAAACAUUUUUCAGAACUAAAACAAAUAUUAGCUCUAGCUGGAACUAAAUAUUUAGCAGAACUUUGGAUGACAUUUUUUAGUUAUGCAUCUUGCAUGUGAUGUGCAGCUCCCCAGGGAAUUUCUCUGUUUGGUUAGAGAUUUUUGUAUGAGAAACAUCAUCAUCAUUGCUGUCAACAGUUCUAAAUUUGAAAAAUUGUAAUAUUUAAGAAAAUGACAAAGAUUGAUAAAAUGUUUUUAGUAGCACAGCCUUAAAGCAUCAAAAACAUACACAUGGAAGAAAAUAGGCCUCAGAUCUUUUAAAUAUUUGCAUGUGACAUAAAAUAAUUGUCAGUUCCAUACUGUAAAACUAUCAUUUCAAAAAAACAAAAAACACAUUGGGCCUUACACAAAGUCCACAGAGAUAAAACUGCAAGACCAGUAGAGGCCCUAUUCCAAAAAGCUGUUUCUGACAAAUUACUGUUUUAAGAAUUUUUCCAAUUUGUUCUCCAGGACACCACAAGCACAGUAUGUAUAGCAAAUUCAUUUGACCAAACAGAUAUUCUUCAGUAAAAGUGCAUUGACAAACUUUUUGAAUUGGAAGAAAUAAUGCAUUUGUAAAAUCUUUUAAAACUAUUUUGCUUUCCAUAUGAUCAUGGUGUUUUUCUUUUAUGUUAUUUUGCAGUAUGUCAGAAAUAUUUGUGAAUAUUUGAAAUGCCUUAUCAUUAUUUUAAAAUAAUCAGUAAAGGCAGCUGUUACUUCCUA
Dromaius novaehollandiae (emu) is the source of this 3931-nucleotide messenger RNA. RefSeq names its product nephronectin (gene NPNT). The coding region runs from base 158 to 1981 and encodes 607 amino acids. The transcript has 13 exons. The record is from RefSeq and is a predicted model, not a curated record. Gene Ontology annotation, molecular function: calcium ion binding. Lineage: Eukaryota; Metazoa; Chordata; Aves; Casuariiformes; Dromaiidae. Gene Ontology annotation, cellular component: membrane.